AUGGAAGAAGAGCAGAAAUGUACCUAUUGUGACCAGACAUGUGGCAUUAAAUGUGAAGACUGUGGAAAGUACUUUUGCAACGGACGAAUACUUAAUCAUUCGUUUAGUCAAAUACUGUUCCAUUUGAAGUGCCAACACCACAAAAAUGUUUCACUCAAAGGUGAGAUAAUCAAAUGUUCCAAAUGUGGCGAUUCAAACAUAUUUAACCUGAAAUGCAAUGUGUUGAAAGAAAUUUUUUGUCACGUCUGUCUCAGAAAUGACACAGUCGUUCCUGAAAUCGAAAAACCCGCCUAUGAAUUUUCUCUUGUUGGAGAAACUAAGUUGAGUCAACACUAUUUUGGAGAAGAUGAAGAGGGGAGUGAUGUCGACAAAAAGGAAGUGAGAGCAAUAGAAAACGUUGUGUAUGGUGAUUGGGAUGGAACACAAAUUGCCAACUAUUACAAAGACACAGAAGAGUAUCAACUCACAUACGACUAUUUGAUAGAACAAGAAGACGAAGUUGAUGAUAAAAGAAAUGUAAUAGAAGACUGUUACAAAUCAACAGAAACACUUUUCACUAAUUGGCAAAAUACUCAGCCACUGAAACGACUCAAAAUGUUCAAAAUGUGCAACGUACAAGGGGUGGACAAAUGGUAUGUACAACUGAAGUUGUGGGAAAAGAAAACUUUUAUAAAAAAGAAUAUGGUUGUGGUUUUUACGUUUGGUGGACCAGCUGGACUUGUCAAUGAAACCAAUUUUGAGUCGUUUGAAAAUCAUGACGAUGAAAAUGAGCUUAUCAGACUUACAGAAAAAGUUGAUCAUUUUGCCAUUUCAACUGUCGUCAGAAUUAGUCAAGACUCUGUUGAGAUGUAUGUGAAAGAAAAUUUGUUCAAAUCAAAAGUGUUGAAAGAGAAGACAAAAAUGACUGAGGAACUAGCCAAAAGUAAAUUAAUCAGAAUUUACUUUAUUUGCCAUUCACAACAAACAACCAGAAUUAGGUUUAACGAGUUUGUAGAACAAGAAGAAGGAACAGAAAAGAUGUCUCUAAUUCUUGGAAAUGACAAUCCAGGAAAAAAAUCAGAAGAUGAUAUAUACCAAUCAAAAGACAUUUACUCCAAAAAGACUAAAUUAAAUGAGACGCAAAAAAAUGCAGUUUUAAAUGCAAUGAAUAAUCCAAUAAGUGUUGUCAUAGGUCCACCAGGUACUGGUAAAACCAAAUGUGCGGCUGUAGCUACAAUAUCUUAUUUAGAAGCUUUAAAAAGAGAAGAUGAUAAUAGUGGAAGAGCACACUCUACCAGAAGAGCGCUUUGUGUUGCUUCUUCAAAUUCUGCAACCGAAGUAUUUGCAAAUUACUGUUCAGAAGAAGACCUUACUGUUGUCAGAAUUAUUCCAUAUGACUCAAUUGGAGAUAUGACCAAAGAUGUGGUGGAUAAAUCUAUCUACCAACGUGCUUUAGACUAUGCAAAAGAAUUGAAUGGUGAUGUGACUGUAAAACCAAAACCCUUUAAAGUCUCAGAAGUCAAACUGAUUCAACAAGUACAUCCCAAACCCCUAAAACCAACUCCCAUUGUAAAGAAAGUUGAAAUCGAGAAAGACUCCGAAAUGCAAGAAGUUGCUCCUUCAAAACCAAAGCCCAAAGCUAAAACCCAAACACACAAAGGUGUAUCAAAGAUUGAUGAUAAAAAAGAUGAUAUACGACAUCAAAUUGUCCCAAGUGUUCCCCAGUUUAAAAGUGAUCCCCAUCCCAAGAAACAUCCAAAAUCCACGAAAGAACAUCAACCCCCAGCAAUAGUUCAACAAUUGGAAUUUAUUCUAGAAAGGUCUAAUUGGGGAGACUACGAUAACCAACGAAAAAUUGAUUCUUACAGGAAAUCAAUUGAUGGGUUUGUUGAAACUCAUUUGAUGGAGAUCAUUGGAGACGCUGACUGUGUAUGUGCGACAAGUAAUAUGAUCAUGUCAAGGAAACUUGAUGGACUCAAAUUUGAUCUGUCUGUCUUGGACGAAGCAGGACAAGUACUUGAACCGCAGAGCUUUGUUACUCUUUGUCGUGGACAAAAAAGUAUUUUACUUGGUGACUUACAACAAUUAACUGCGGUAGUCAAGAGUGAAGCAGGUAAAAAGGCCAAAUACGACAAAUCAGCCAUGGAACGGUUUAUUCGAAUGGGUAAUGUACCCGUCACCAAUUUAAAUCAACAAUAUAGAAUGGACAGAGGGAUGCACGACUUUUGUAGUUCAAUGUUUUACAAUGGAGAACUGCAAUACGCUAAAAGGGAUGUUAAGCAAGAUGAAAAAACACUCGAAGUGUUGGGAAAUAUUUUCGAACAAGACGAGAAGAAGUGUUUUCCACUCAUCUUCAUCAAUCACAAAGGCACGGAAUCGUCUUCGGAACAAAACAUGAGUCUUUUCAAUGAAGAGGAACAUAUGAUUGUGUUGGGACUCCUUGAAAAAAUGACAAAAGAAAUACAUGUGAGUGAAGAAAACAUAGCAGUGAUCACACCAUAUUUUAGACAGAAGUCAUUGAUCCAACAACGACAAGUAACAAAAGUGAGAAUUGAAACUAUUGAUGGGUUUCAAGGUAACGAAAAAGACUUUGUGUUUGUCUCGACUGUGAGGUGCAACAAAAAAGGUGGCCCUGGAUUUAUGGGUAAUUACCAUCGAGUCAAUGUUAGCUUGACAAGAGCAAGAAAAGUGUGUGUUGUUGUGGGUAAUAAAAAAACUCUUAAAAGAGCAGAAGUCUGGAGACGCUUCUUUAACUAUAUUGCCAAAAAUGAUUCAUACUACGUAUGGGAAAACAAAAGGUUGAGACACAAAAGUAUUAAAGUAAAUGAUAAAGACGAGUAUACUAAAUUCAGUGGAAGAAAGGCUUAG
Messenger RNA from Entamoeba invadens IP1, 2847 nucleotides. RefSeq lists its product as hypothetical. Gene Ontology annotation, cellular component: cytoplasm. The coding region runs from base 1 to 2847 and encodes 948 amino acids. The transcript has a single exon. Gene Ontology annotation, molecular function: 5'-3' DNA helicase activity; RNA binding; zinc ion binding. Gene Ontology annotation, biological process: nuclear-transcribed mRNA catabolic process, nonsense-mediated decay. The record is from RefSeq and is a predicted model, not a curated record. NCBI's taxonomy places the organism in Eukaryota, Evosea, Mastigamoebida, Endamoebidae.